AUAAAAAAGACCAUGAUGCCCAACACAGAAACUAGCUAGCUAUAUUUAGCACGUUGCAAAAUAGCAUCUUUAUAUCAUUUUGCAGCUGGCCUGCAAAUAUACUAGAUCUACAUCUACAAAAUGCAAGCUCCAAGGUGCACAAGGUCAAGCAGCAUGGUGGACUCAUGGAUAUGGAGAGCUCACUGCUGGGUUUGUCUCUGUCUCUUACUCAUACUUACUGCAGCCCCAUCAUCAGCAAGACAACCACAUAUUAACCUUCAUCACUUAUUGGCAAAGAAAUCAGUUAGUGUUUCCAUCCCAUCAUGCUGUCCAGAUCCCGGGGUCCCAAGAGACGGCACUCGAACGGGAGGAGGAAGAUUGAUCGUCGGGUCGAUGCUGAGGUUCGCAUGUAACCCUGGCUUCUUGCUCCGUGGCUCUGAAGCACUAAGCUGCAUGCAUGGAGAAGGAAAUAUCCUAGAAUGGAAUGCAGACUUACCGGAGUGUGUGGUGUUGCAUCCCAAUAUCGGGUCACCUGACCCCUGUGGACCCCCUCCCGAGCCAGCGACCUUCGCUUUCAUCCUCUCCUACUCAGUGGGGGGUAGCGUGGGCUAUAGCUGUCUGGACGGCUACGUACCAAUCUCCGGCAACGAGCAGCUGACCUGCACUGGGGGCAGGUGGCAGGGAGAGAGAUUGCAUUGCAGGAGAAUUGGACAAUGUAAGGAUGAGGGAAACUUUGCAAAUGGGAGGAAGAUUCUUGGAGGCACUCGAGAAAAUGAUACUGUCAACUUUGUGUGCAAUGAAGGACAUUUGUUACUAGGCAACCGUCAGCUCCACUGUGGUAGUGAUGGCAACUGGAAUGGGUCAUGGCCACAAUGCGCCGAAGUAUCUGCUAAUUGCGGUGAUCCGGGUAGAAUUACAAAUGGUCGACGAUUUGUGAGUGGAACGACUCGAGGCUCAACCGUCAGGUUUCUGUGUAGUCAUGGCCACGUCCUGCGUGGGACUGAGGAGAGAACAUGCUCGAGUGAGGGAGAGUGGUCAGCCAGCACUCCUUCAUGCAAAGGAGUACGUUGCAACUCACCAUCCAGACCUCACCACGGGUCAGUCUCUUACUCCACCACCCAAUAUGGAGCCAAAGCAACCUACACCUGCAAUCCAGGCCAUGUGUUGUCUGGGGCAAUAGAAAUAACAUGUGCUGCAGCUGGCACUUGGUCUGAACCACCACCUCAGUGCACGCGAGUUGAGUGUGGGAUGCCUAGAAACCCCAAUCAUGGAACCAUUAUCCCGAGGUUCAGGGGCACACCACAGUACGGCGAUGCAGUCAGCUACUCUUGCCUGAGGGGCUAUGGUCUGGUUGGUUCUUCUGAUCGCACCUGUCAGGCCGACAGCAGCUGGUCUGGAAACACGCCCUCCUGCAUGAGUGAUUCUUGUGGGACGCUCAAUAAUCCCAUCAACGGACUUGUGACUAUGUACGGCAUGACACUGGGAAGUGCAGCUGUCUAUUCAUGCAACUCAGGCUACACACUCAGCAAUCCAGAAAGAGCACAGCGAAUAUGUGGACUGUAUAGUGUGUGGUCAGGGGAAUCCCCUACUUGUCAAGCCAUCACUUGUAACCGACUGACGAUACCUCUAUAUGCAACCUUAACGAUGACCAAUGAGAAUCGAUACGGCUCGGUUGCUGAGUACACUUGUAACUUUGGUUACAUCAUGGUUAGUGGGCAAGAGAGCCUGCAAAGACACUGUGAAGCCACUGGACUGUGGACUGGUCUACCAACUGACUGCUAUGAGGUGAAAUGCCCCCCUCUGGAGAGCCCACACAAUGGGCGUGUGGUGAUGAGUGGCCAGGGCCUGGGGGACGAGGCUAGUUACUCGUGUCAGGAGACCCAUCAGCUGGCCUUUGGAGAUGAAAUACGCACCUGCUCCCAGACUAACCAGUGGACUGGUCUAGAGCCUUGCUGCGUUCAGAACCCCGUAUUUUGCAAAGAGCUGGGUAGCCCUCCCACGAGCUCUGUUGUGUUGACGGGAGAACAGGUGGGAGAUCGUGCUGAUUACACCUGCAACGAGGGACUGAACAGAGUGCGCGGUGACCUCACCCGGACCUGUCUCCCCUCAGGGAUGUGGAGUGGGGAGGAGCCUCUUUGCUCGGUGACGUGUUCAUCGUUGUUAGCCCCUGCUAAUGGUAGCGUGACACUGGACGGCAACAGACCUGGUGAUAGGGCCGAGUACAGCUGCAACUCAGGCUUUAUGCUUAUCGAGACUGGAGAAGGUAGAGAGUGUCAGGAUAAUGGGGAGUGGUCUGGAACACCCUCUACAUGUGAUCCUGCCACUAUGGGUCCUCUUAACUGUGACAAACUGACUGCCCCUAAGAAUGGAGCGGUGGAUCUCAGUCAGGGCAUGAUGUCUGGAUCUAUGGCAAUGUACAGCUGUGAUGAGGGAUAUGUCCUGAGUGGCAUAGCGGAAAGAAUAUGCGAUCUCAACAAGAAUGGGGAUUGGUCGGGCACUCAACCUACUUGCUUACCGGUUGAUUGUGGUUUGCUGCCUCCGCCCACUAACGGAGAUGUACAGGUCUCCUCGACAACCCUCGGCUCUGCCUUCAUCUACCAGUGUGACGUGGGCUAUGUCUUGACCACCCACUCGAUCAGAGUGUGCCUGGCUGAUGGAAGGUGGAGUGGAAUGAAUCCUGCUUGCCAACCGAUUGAUUGUGGUUUGCUGCUUCCGCCUAUUAACGGAGAUAUAAAGCUCCCCUUGACAACCCUCGGCUCUGUUCCUAUCUACCAGUGUGACGUAGGCUUUGUCUUGACUAGCCCCUUUAUCAGAGUGUGCCUGGCUAAUGGCAGCUGGAGUGGAAUGAGCCCUGUUUGCCAACCCCUCCCUGAUACUGUGAUGUGUCCCACUCUCUCUGACCCAUCUAAUGGGGCCAUACUUAUGACAAACACCACUGUCGGCUCUGUUGUAUCGUACACCUGUAGCCGUGGAUACCGACUGGAUGGACCAAUGACGAGGGAGUGUCAGAGUGGUGGCAACUGGACUGGCAGUGAUCCUGUCUGCUCUUUUAUUGACUGCGGGGCCCUGGAGGAUCCAGCUAAUGGUAGAGUGACCACACUCCAGGGCACAACACUCAACCGAAUAGCUCGUUACUUUUGUGAUAGAGGGUUUGUGACAGUUGGCUCAAACUUCCGACUGUGUGGCUCUACCAGCAUGUGGGGUGGAAUGGCCCCAACUUGCCGAGCGGUUGACUGUGGUCAACUAAUGCCCCCGGUCAAUGGCCUGGUGGAUACUACAGGGGGUACUGUGUUUGAGAGGGAGGCGGUGUACAGCUGUCGUGAGGGCUAUGAGGUGAACGGGCCCACAACGAGACAAUGUCUGGCAUCAGGACAGUGGAAUGGAAUGGAACCAACAUGCAGCUUGGUGGACUGUGGCAACUUGGACCCCCCACAGAGGGGGAGGGUGUUCUUGUCUGGUACAACGUUUGGUUCCCAGGCCAACUACUCGUGUGACACCCACCACAAAUUAGUUGGCCCCGACAGCCGUGAGUGUUUGGAGGAGGGGCUCUGGAGUAACACACAACCAACCUGUGAAGCGUUACAGUGUCCUGAGCUUGCCAACCCCAGUGGUGGAGUUGUGGACACCCCCACUAGAACAGUGGGCUCUCUGGCCCGUUACAGCUGCUCCCUCGGAUACACACUUAUGGGGUCAGACGCGUCGGAAUGUUUAGAGUCGGAAAUGUGGAGCAAUGAACCACCUACUUGUCAAAUGAUUGUGUGCACUGACUUGUCAGCCCCUGAGGACGGGAUGGUUGAGGUGAGAGGGCGUGCAGUAGGGGGGGAGGCUGUAUAUCGCUGUAACCCCGGCUUCGUUUUGAGGGGUAGCACAACAAGAAUUUGUGUUGAAGAUGGACAGUGGACGGGGGAGCAGCCUGUCUGUGAAGCUGUGACGUGUCCCGUGCUACCCGGCCUGACCAACGGCCUUGUGGUAGUGAGCACUCGAACGGCAGGCUCUCGUGCAGUGUACGUAUGUAACAGUGGCUAUGCCGUGUUGGGUGUCAUUGCUCGACUGUGCGGAGAUGAUGGGAGGUGGACAGAGGAGGAGCCAGUAUGCAUCAGGGAUAACUGUGACGAGAUGGAACUGACCAAUCCGAUGAAUGGAAUGGUUACUUACACCAAUAACGCUAUUGGCUCUAUAGCAACGUACAGCUGCAUCACUGGCUAUAGACUGGUUGGUGACUCAACACGAGAGUGUGCAGUAGUCUCCAGCAGUCAGAACAGCUGGUCUGGAGCACCCCCUCGCUGUAUAAAGAUUGUGUGUCCUACUCUGAUGAGUCCUAUCAAUGGGGGCGUGUUUGUCACUCACUCCUGUUUUGGAGGAGCUGCUCUGUACACCUGUAAUGCUGGGUUCAUACAGUCAAACGGUUUGCUCAAACGAACAUGUCGUGAGAAUAGCCAAUGGGAUGGAGAGGAGCCAUCAUGUGAACCCCUCCCUGAUACUGUGAUGUGUUCCACUCUCUCUGACCCAUCUAAUGGGGCCAUACUUAUGACAACCACCACUGUCGGCUCUGUUGUAUCGUACACCUGUAGCCGUGGAUACCAACUGGAUGGACCAAUGAUGAGGGAGUGUCAGAGUGGUGGCCAGUGGACUGGCAGUGAUCCUGUCUGCUCUUUUAUUGACUGCGGGGUCCUGGAGGAUCCAGCUAAUGGUAGAGUGACCACACUCCAGGGCACAACACUCAACCGAAUAGCUCGUUACUUUUGUGAUGGAGGGUUUGUGUUAGUUGGCUCAGACUUCCGACUGUGUGGCUCUACCAGCAUGUGGGGUGGCAUGGCCCCAACUUGCCGAGUGAUUGACUGUGGUCAACUAAUGCCCCCGGUCAAUGGCCUGGUGGAUACUACAGGGGGUACUGUGUUUGAGAGGGAGGCGGUGUACAGCUGUCGUGAAGGCUAUGAGGUGAACGGGCCCACGACGAGACAAUGUCUGGCAUCAGGACAGUGGAAUGGAAUGGAACCAACAUGCAGCUUGAUAGGGACAGUACCUGACUCCUGUGGUGAUCCUGGAACUCCAGUCAACGGAGGUAGGGUUCUCAGAGCCACUAUAGUCGGCUCUAUGGUGGAGUACAGCUGCAACAACGGCUACAUGUUGUCAGCAGGUGGGAACAGAGUCUGCUUGAGUAACCAACAGUGGAGUGGGGUCCUUCCAAGCUGUAACCCUGUGAUGUGCCCCGUCCUUGCGAACCCUGACAACGGACGGGUGCUGGGGGAUGGAGUUACAGUCGGCUCUCGUGUCACCUACUUCUGUAACACGGGGUACAAUAUUCGACGCACUGAUGUUAUCUUCAGAGAAUGUUUGCAAUCGGGAGAGUGGAGUGGGGAGGAGCCUAUGUGCAUACCAUUGCAAUGCACGUCUCUUCCUGCAAUUGCUGAUGGCAACGUUGCCAUAGCCAGCCUGAGAGUAGGAUCUAUGGCGGAGUACAGCUGUAACCCUGGGUUCGUCCUCACUGGCCCACAGAUGAGGACCUGCCAGCCUGGGGGAGUGUGGAGUGGCCGGGAGCCAGCAUGUACUAGUGUCGAGUGUGGUGACCCGGGCAGGCCUGUCAAUGGCAGGGCAGUAAUGAGUGACUUCUCUGUUGGCUCUCGUGUCUACUUUGUCUGUGAUGAUGGCUUCCAGACGCAGGACUCUAUUGUCCUCCAGUGUAUGACCAACGGGAGUUGGUCUGCUCCCAUGCCAACCUGCACACCGGCUCGUGCUAAUGCUGCUGCCACCAAUGGUUGCUCUGGUGAAAGUGAAUUGUACUCGACUGGUAGUGUAUGUCAGUGUGUGGACGGAAAGCUAACCUCCUGUUGCCGCUACCGACAAGAUUGGACCACCCUCUCUCAGACUGAAAAGCAACGCUACAUCAGCACUGUCAAAACUGUAUCCACCAGCCCUGAGUUUCAGCCGCUGUACAAUGAACUCAUCAAACGCUACGAAGACUCUUUCAACACGAUUGCUCAAUACGUAAUGUCUGACACGAGUCAAUUCUUCCCCUGGCAUCGAUAUUUUCUUCUUGAGUAUGAGAAUCUACUGAGAAUGGUGGAGCCAUCCAUCACCAUUCCGUACUGGGAUUGGAGUAUGAAACCUAGCAGACCGUAUGAGUCGUCUGUAUUUGAUCCUGAAUCUGGAUUUGGAAAUUCUGCUGAUAAUGUCACUAUGUGUGUAAAGUCUGGCCCAUUUCAAGAAGGACAGUUUGUUGUGACUCCUUCUGCUGAAGGCACCUGCUUGAAACGAGAGUAUGCUGUUUUUCAGUACCCAAGCCGUUCUCAUAUCGAAGAAGAAUUUCUUUCUCUUAGAGCCGAUCAUUUUGACCAGUUUCACAAUUCUAUUCAAUUGUUUGUCAGUCUGAACACCAGAUGCUAUGUGGGGGGUCACAUGUGCACACCGGAGGCUGCCAACGACCCCCUGUACCUCCUACAGAUGUCACGAAUUGACCUCAUCCUUGAGCGCUGGCAAAGGAUGGACAACUACAGAGCUACUGUUCGUUACCAUGACGAGAAAGACCCUCUGGUGCUAACUUUCGACGACUCUCUUGCUGUCUCAGAUUUCAGCAACAAUUCUGCUCUACCCUAUUCCGUGUGUGUAAAGUAUGCACCUCUGCAGCCAGUUGAAGAAGUAAACUCAAGAACUACACUUCCAAGUUCUGGCCCUGACCUACCGACCAUUGGCCCUCUGAAAGAUAGCCGCACUGACGCUGUUGAGAGAAGAUCAGCUGGAGUGGACUGCUCCUCACUUGUGGACACUGACUCACUAGAACAAAACUAUUUGAGAGACCUUUGUGGUUAGGGCUGGUGUAGGUAGCUAUGUUACUUAUAUUUGUCAUGUGUUUUAUUUUUGUCUACAAUUAAAUUUCACAUUUAUUUUCUGUCAUAUUAUAAUCACUGAAGUUUUUUAUUUUAAGUCAUGGACUUUCUAUAUCACAUAAUUAUACUUUACAUUAUUAUGUACUUUGCAAAAAUAUAUAGAUAACAAAACAAUCAUGUUCGAACAAUGUUUGGUAAAUGAA
Molecule: messenger RNA, 7006 nt
Organism: Halichondria panicea
Lineage: Eukaryota; Metazoa; Porifera; Demospongiae; Suberitida; Halichondriidae
Product: sushi, von Willebrand factor type A, EGF and pentraxin domain-containing protein 1-like
Exons: 30
Coding region: 121-6786 (2221 amino acids)
Cellular component (GO): membrane
Molecular function (GO): oxidoreductase activity; G protein-coupled receptor activity
Source: RefSeq, a predicted model, not a curated record